UGAUGAUGGAAUGUAAACGAACGAAAAACAACAACAACAACGACAAGUGAAAUAAAAAAAAAAUUUCCAUCUCUUUCCACAUUUUGAUGGUGGUGUAAACACACACACACACACACACACACACAAUAUCAUUUUCAAGAAUUUUUGGUUUCUGUUCAACUCUUUCAAUUAUAAAGUUUGAUUAUUUUGGCAGCCAUCAUCAUCCAUAACGACGACGACGACGACUUCUUGGUAUUUCAAUGAUGAACGGUGGUGAUGCGGUGGUUAUUGGCGGCAUCAUUCAUCACUGAUAGCACAUCUUACAUUGCAUCACGUCAUUUAUGAAUUUCUCAUGGUUUUGAUUUAUUUAUUUUUUUUUCGUUGAAAAUUUAAGAAUUUCUUAAAUUCGAUCUCAAAUUUCAAUUAUCGAUAAUUGUAAUUGGAAAAAAAUGCUCAAAAAAAAUUGAAUUUUCAAUUUUAUUUUUCUCAUCAUCAAAAGUGUGUCUGUGUGUGUGUGUGUGUGUGUGUGUGUGCCUCUUUUGAUUGUUUUUUGUCGAAACUAAUCAAAACAUCAUUGAUUACAACCAUUGAAUUUCGACAACUUAAAAAAAUCCAGCUCAAUGAUCACCACAUAUACACAUCUAUUAUAAACAAGGCCAAUAAUUGAACAACGAUAACAUCUUAAUCAUCAAUUAUCUGGUCAAUUUACAUAUCAUCAAUUGAUUGUAACAAAAUAAACAAAACUAAUCAAGAAUCUUAAACCUAAAGAGAUCUUUGCCUACAUUCUUCGCACACACACACACACACACACACCUACACAUAAACAUACACACACACACACACACACGCCAACCAUAUUAUUAUUAUUAAAAUCAAACAGAUUUUAACAUAAUCCAAAUCCAAUCCAAAUCCAAAUUAAUUUUUAUUUUCUAAAAAUAAAAAUCCUCCUUGUAAAUAAUAAUCAAUUGAUUAACUUUUAAAACAAUUCACAUUUGUCUUCACAAACAUUUUAUUCAAUUUAAUAAGAAGAAAAAAAAUUCUGAAUCCAAAUUAUAACAAAACAAACAAAACAAAAUAGAUAAAAAAAAAUUUAUAUAUAAUUAUUCAAAUGGCCAAUUCAACAAGCGUAACGACCGGUCAGAACAAAGUUCAAAAUAAUGACAGUUCUACGGGCGGAAGCGGUAGUAGCGGUGGUGGUGGUGGUGGUGGUGGAACGACAAACACUACUGCCGCUACUGCUAACGCAACAUCAUCCUCAUCAACUUCUGCUGCUGCUUCUACUGCUGCUGCUGCUACUGCUGCAACAUCAUCAUCAUCACCAUCAGCAACAACAACAACAACAACAACUGGUCAAGGAACGACAACCGGAACUGGUCAAACAGCAGCAACAAAUUCAAGUAAUACAACAACAACAAAUAAUGCAAACCAAAAACUUUCAACAACUGAUCGUAUCAUUAAAAGUGUACCAUUUCCACCAUCGCGAAAGAUAACGAUGGCCGAAGCAUUUGAUCCAAAAACGAACAAGCCACGUAUAGAUGCACUUAAAUAUCAUUUUGUACAUGAAGGACGUUUAGAGGAGAAUGUCGCCCUACGUAUUAUAAAUGAGGGUGCCGCCUUAUUGAGAGCUGAAAAAACAAUGAUCGAUAUUGAAGCUCCAGUGACCGUUUGUGGUGAUAUACAUGGUCAAUUUUAUGAUCUAAUGAAAUUAUUCGAAGUUGGUGGUAAUCCAUCAUCAACAAAAUAUCUUUUUCUAGGAGAUUAUGUUGAUCGUGGUUAUUUUAGUAUCGAGUGUGUUCUAUAUUUAUGGUCUUUAAAGAUAACCUAUCCAACAACGCUCUUCCUAUUGCGUGGCAAUCAUGAAUGUCGCCAUCUUACCGAAUAUUUUACAUUCAAAACUGAAUGUAAAAUCAAAUACUCGGAACGUGUAUAUGACGCCUGUAUGGAAGCAUUCGAUUGUCUACCAUUAGCCGCAUUAAUGAACGGUCAAUUUCUUUGUGUCCAUGGUGGUCUAUCACCAGAGAUACAUACAUUAGAAGAUAUUAAAAAAUUGGAUCGUUUCAAAGAACCACCAGCAUUUGGACCGAUGUGUGAUCUACUUUGGUCUGAUCCAUUGGAAGAAUUUGGUAAUGAAAAACCAAAUGAAGAACAUUUUACACAUAAUUCUGUUCGUGGAUGUUCAUAUUUUUAUUCAUAUGGAGCAUGUUGUGAAUUUCUACAACAGAAUAAUUUAUUGUCAAUUAUAAGAGCUCAUGAAGCACAGGAUGCAGGUUAUCGAAUGUAUCGAAAAUCAUUGGUAACCGGAUUUCCAUCAUUGAUAACAAUAUUUUCGGCACCAAACUAUCUGGAUGUUUAUAAUAAUAAAGCGGCCAUACUCAAAUAUGAAAAUAACGUGAUGAACAUACGCCAAUUUAAUUGUUCACCACAUCCAUAUUGGCUGCCUAAUUUUAUGGAUGUAUUCACAUGGUCAUUACCAUUUGUUGGUGAAAAAGUAACAGAAAUGUUGGUCAAUGUGCUCAACAUUUGUUCCGAUGAUGAAUUGAUUAUAAAUGAAGGCGAAGAAGAUCAAAGUAUUGAAGAAGCAACGGCACGUAAAGAAGUGAUACGAAAUAAGAUACGUGCCAUCGGUAAAAUGGCACGAGUAUUCUCUGUAUUACGUGAAGAAUCUGAAAGUGUUCUACAAUUAAAAGGAUUGACGCCCACCGGUACAUUACCAUUGGGUGCAUUAUCUGGUGGUAAAAAUACGUUACGUAAUGCAUUGGCUGGCUUUUCACCAAAUCAUAAGAUAGCCAGUUUUGAAGAAGCCAAAGGUUUAGAUAAAAUGAAUGAACGUAUGCCACCAAGAAAAGAAGCACCACCACCUGCACCAAAACAAUCAUCAAGUAAAGAUGGAAAUUGAACAAUUGAUGAUAAUGAUGACGAAUCUCACCCAUAUAUAUA
This is a messenger RNA of Dermatophagoides farinae (American house dust mite), 2916 nucleotides long. Lineage: Eukaryota; Metazoa; Arthropoda; Arachnida; Sarcoptiformes; Pyroglyphidae. The record is from RefSeq and is a predicted model, not a curated record.